UAUGAGCAGUGCACGCCAGUGUGAACAGUCCCGAAGCGAGACGAAUUAGAACAAGAAUAACAUCGAGAACGACGAUGAGAAUGAAUAUGGAGUUUUGACCUACAUAUGCCCAAAUUAUGCCCGAAACAUGUAACGACAACAAAUAUUCAUAUACCGGAAGUCCCGCCCUCUCUAUCCCCGGUAACGCGGAUUUGGUCAAUCCUGUCCCAGACGGUCCGAGAGGAAAACGCUGCGAACGAGGUUAGUCAGCGCCAGCAGGUCUUCUUCGGCGGUGGAGUCGCAGGGAUACUUUUUCACCUUUGCAAGCAACUGAUGCUAUUAUCGCUUGGAGUUUACUAACGUGUUAUUAAUGGGAACAUUUGGAUGCCGUUAAAGACGAAGUCUGAAUAACUAAUCUCGCAGUAUUUCCAUCGCUGCAGACGAACCGCCAGCCUCUCCUCUGUGAGGUGAGAUGGUUCCUCAAAACACAGAUCUACUGUACCGGGAACAGUGGCCUGCUCUCUGAGCUCAUCUACCGGUGGAUCGACGGGAUCUAUUCACAGUGAUUUCAUAUUGUUCACGGUGUAGCGUCACCAUCAGGAGAUCCUGAUCAGUAACCAGCAGAACCACUCGGAGGUCGAGGAAGCGACAGGAUAACCAGGAGGAGAUGGAGCCAUGCAAAGCUGGGGGGGUGAUCGCCUUCAUCAGCUCGGCCUCCAGCCCAGAGUCCUGCCACAGCGACCCACCCGGCCGCCCGUCUCUGCCGGUGCCCCCCCGUGGCGCCCCUCCCCCUGCCGUCGGACCGCCCCCACCGGCCGCACCCCAGAAAUCUGGCCGCGCUUCCAACAUCAUUCCCAAAGGAAGCAUCACAAAGCUCAGCGGGCUGGUGCUGCUGUGUAAGGUGUGCGGCGACGUGGCCUCAGGGUUCCACUACGGGGUCCAUGCCUGCGAGGGUUGCAAGGGCUUCUUCCGCCGCAGCAUCCAGCAGAACAUCCUCUACAAGAAGUGCCUGAAGGACGACGGCUGCCCCAUCAUGCGCAUUAACCGCAACCGCUGCCAGCAGUGCCGCUUCAAGAAGUGUCUGCUGGUCGGGAUGUCCCGGGACUCUGUGCGUUUUGGUCGCAUCCCGAAGCGUGAGAAGCAGCGCAUGCUGCUGGAGAUGCAGAGCGCCAUGAACAACAUGAUGACCAACGGCGAACUCCACGCCAACCAGCAGCUCGCCAUCGCGCCGGUGGCCCCCCCAGCCCCCCCCGCUGACCCCGUGGAGCCGGACCCGGUUCCGGCGGUCGCCAUGGACACGGGCCCCAGCUCCGCCUCCGACAGCGGGGAGGAGGAGGUGAUCGGCUCGGUGACGCGGGCCCACCGCGAGGACUUCAUGUACAACCAGGAGCAGGGGCGCGGCCUCUCCUCCGGUGGGACCCCCCCCUCCCCCUUGGACCUCCAGGACGGCGGCGUGGGCGUCGCUGAUGGCAUCAAGGUGUCUUCCUAUAGGACGCCGGGCACGGAGGAGCGGCAGGAGGCCUGGACCAACCUCCACAACAACCUGUCCACUGUCGCCGCCCAGGGCCCCCCGACCGCAGGCGGCUCUGGCCCUCAGGGGCCUGAGGCCCUCAGCCCGGGGGAUCGCUGCCCCUACAGACUGCCUUACAUCUCCCCCGGGGGCCAGUGCCCGGCCAACCACCACGGCUCCUUCAAGGGCCCCCCCCACCACGCCGUCGGCGGGGGCAACAGAAUGCACCUGGUGUGUCCCAUGAACCUGUCCCCCCACGUUGACCCCCACAAGUCGGGCCAGGGCGUGUGGGCCGAGUUCUCCCAGAGCUUCACCCCUGCGGUGCGGGAGGUGGUGGAGUUUGCCAAGAAGAUCCCGGGCUUCAGGGACCUGUCGCAGCACGACCAGGUCAGCCUGCUGAAGGCUGGCACCUUCGAGGUGUUAGUGGUGCGCUUUGCGUCGCUGUUCGACGUUAAGGAUCGCACCGUGACCUUCCUGGGCGGCAGGAAGUACGGCGUGGAGGCGCUGCGGGCCAUGGGCGCCGGAGAUCUGCUCGCCUCGAUGUUGGACUUCAGCCAGAAGCUCAGCAGCCUGGGCCUGAGCGAGGAGGAGAUGAGCCUGUUCACGGCCGUGGUUCUGGUGUCCGCAGACCGCUCGGGCAUCGAGAACGUGAACUCGGUGGAGGCUCUGCAGGAGACUCUGAUCCGGGCGCUGCGCAGCCUGAUCUCCAAGAACCACCCGCCCAGCGACACGGCCGUGUUCACCAAGCUGCUGCUCAAGCUGCCCGACCUGCACACCCUCAACAACAUGCACUCGGAGCAGCUGCUGGCCUUCAAGGUCCACUCCUGAACCACCCCCGGGUGCGGAGCCGCCCGGCGUGGUGGUAGGACACCGCCACACCCAUCAGCAGCUCGCAGGAACCUGCAAUCACACCUCCGUUUCAUUGGACCUCUGACCUCCUUUGACGCCGCCACUAGCGCAGCUAUCUAGCGCCAUGUCCCCCAGAGGUCUGGAGGACAGGGAGCUGGACUGAAGAGGCCCCCAAGUAUGACCUGGGGCCCGGGCUGCUGCAGACCGUGAAACGUCAUUAUACUGUAGGGCUGAAAGGCCUUUGUUGUGGGGACACAGACCAACGAAGGCACUGACUCCAUGUUAUAUAUGUUAUAUAUAUUUAGUUUCUCCUUGUGUUAGGUGUGCGAGUGUAUAGCAAAUGAAAAAAAAUAUUUUUGCAGAUGUUAGGAGCGUCUGCUUUGUAUAGUGUAGACUUGGUUGGCAUUAAUAGUGCAAUAUGUCACUGCUUCUGGCUGUUUCCUCCUGCUCCAGGAGUUGCCGGUGGCCUGGAGGCAGAAGUAAGACAGAAGAGACAAUAAAGGAGAUGAAAUGAUUGGAAUGAACUGAGCAGCCACCAGAUUGGCUGAAAUAAUAAAACGACCAAGAAUGUCUUUGUUAGACAACGGCUCAGUGCGUCUGAAUAUAAUUGGAGUACGAAAAAGAGUGGAACCUAAUAUGAUCUUUGUUUUAUAGGUAAUUCUUUGAUUCGAUUUCUGUUUUUAAUAGAAUAACUUAUCUCUCUGUUCCUCGCUCCACAACCUCAUUCAGGAAUUGUGGCAAAAACAAUGACAUUCCACAGAAAACCACCUUAUCAUUAGAACACUUAUACCUUUUGUGGUUGGGCAAAGAUCUUCCCUCUAGUUUUUAUUUCUUUGUUGUUUUCCUAACAAUGUAGAACCAGGUCUCUGGACCUGGAUUUAUCAGGGUUUAAGGAGGAAAAAACUUUUAAAUCUUCCGCACCUCCGCAUUUUGAAACAAACGUUGCAUGUAAUUCCCUGUUAGCUCGGUGCUGCUCACCUGUUAGCUCGGUGCUGCUCACCUGUUAGCUCGGUGCUGCUCACCUGGUAGCUCGGUGCUGCUCACCUGGUAGCUCGGUGCUGCUCACCUGUUAGCUCGGUGCUGCUCACCUGUUAGCUCGGUGCUGCUCACCUGUUAACUGGCCCCCUGGUGGGCCCUCUGGUGCCCCCCUAGCCCUCUGGGGGGCCCCAAACUUACUCGACAGCGUGUGAGUGUGCACGAGGAUGAGGAGAUGGUCUUUUGUGGAGGACUAACCUGCGGAGGGCUAAGGGCUGCUGUCGGACAUUACAGUUCAGCUGAAGCUGUUUUGGUAUUUUUGAAAUUGUCAGUUUGUUUGUUUGGCCUUUUGAAUGCUGAUACUUAUAGCUUAUGUCUUUGUGAUGUGUAGGUGUAAUUACAAUUUACUGUGAAAGGAAUGCAGUAAUUCUAUAAAUAGAUAUUAUAUAUUAUAUAUACAUAGUGCAUAAAUAUACAGAUGAAUAUAUCUAUAUAAAUACAUUUUAUAAGUGCAAAAGGGUAGUAUUUAUUUCUGGUUAAGUUUGUGUUGAGCGUCUUUGGUUCAUCCUCUCUAUGUAGAACGCUCUUCUUCUGCCUGGCUCUUAUGGGAAGACCCAUUUACUUCAGAAAAUACAAUGAAGUUGUUAACGACUUAUUAGAGUCUAGAGAUUAAAAUCUCUGUGCAUCACUAAAUUAAUGAUAUGGAUAGGAAAUAGCAAAUAAAUCUUGCU
This is a messenger RNA of Gadus chalcogrammus (walleye pollock), 4044 nucleotides long. RefSeq names its product nuclear receptor subfamily 1, group D, member 2b (gene nr1d2b). Lineage: Eukaryota; Metazoa; Chordata; Actinopteri; Gadiformes; Gadidae. The record is from RefSeq and is a predicted model, not a curated record. The coding region runs from base 647 to 2317 and encodes 556 amino acids. Gene Ontology annotation, molecular function: zinc ion binding; RNA polymerase II cis-regulatory region sequence-specific DNA binding; nuclear receptor activity. Gene Ontology annotation, biological process: negative regulation of transcription by RNA polymerase II; positive regulation of transcription by RNA polymerase II; cell differentiation. The transcript has 8 exons.